Messenger RNA from Aspergillus alliaceus, 1266 nucleotides. RefSeq lists its product as uncharacterized. The record is from RefSeq and is a predicted model, not a curated record. Lineage: Eukaryota; Fungi; Ascomycota; Eurotiomycetes; Eurotiales; Aspergillaceae. The coding region runs from base 1 to 1266 and encodes 421 amino acids. The transcript has 8 exons.
AUGUCGAUUUCCGCGCACCUUAACAAUGAUCCAUGGAUCGACUACGAUGCCAUAGCUGCCAAGCAGUCGGACCUGAAAGACAAGGACGAAGUCCGAUUUCUCGUUAUUGGGGGAGGUCAUGCGGCCUUGUCCUUUGCAUACCGCAUGUGCGAUGUGGAAGGAUACAUCUACCUUCCCGUGUUGGAGGAGACCGGAUACGUCCCUAAACACAGGUACUCCUACGGCGCAGAAAUUCGACCCAAGCACACGGACAUCACAUUUACCGUCCAGGCCCAGUUUGUCUUCGCUUCAAGCGGUCCUUUUUUCGUCCCUCGAAUUCCCCGGCCCCCGGGGUUUGACCUCCAAAACAACUACGUUUUCCACGUUUUUCGGUGGAGCUACAAGUGUACGGGCGGGCCACGAGAGAACCAGAAUAUGACGCUCCUAAAGGAUAAAACAGUGGUAGUUGUCGGUACCGGCGCAACAGCUGCGCAGUGUUCCGCGGAAUCGCAAAGUGGGCCAAGCAUCUCUACGUUUUUCAACAUGAGAGAGAAUUUUAACCAUUUUAUCACCAACGACCCGGUUCCUGUGGACAUUUCUGAACGACGGCUGGAUAGACACACGCUCAUUCUAUGCCGAUUCCUUAAUACGAACUCACAUCGAGAAUCAGGUAGACAACAAGGGGUGGGCCGAGGAAUUGAAGCCUGGUAUCUUGGAUGGUGCAGACGACCAACUUUCUACGACCACUACCUAGCGACAUUUAACCAAUCUAAUGUGACGUUGAUUGACACUAACGGGAGGGGGCUGGAAAGCUACACCUCAUCAGGGAUCGUUGCUGGUGUUGUGGGGUAUAAAGUCGUCAUCCUUGUUCUGGCCACUGGGUUCUCGCCUAGUAGAGCCCAGGACAAAGAUCUCGAAGACAGCCUUGGAGCUCCAAUCAUUGGACGGAAUGAGAAAUGGGCUGCUCCUGACGUGGGAACAGUGUUUAGUAUCAUAACUGUAAAGCUCCCCAAUCCCUUCCUCCCAGAUGGUACGGCUUCUCCAAAUCUAUCUUCCGCUUAUGAUCUCGCCGCGAGGCUGUCAGCGGACCUGAUAAAGAGCACUAUGAUGAAGAGAGAUAACCCUCCAAAACUCACCAUCGAGCCAAAGAAAGAAGCCAAAUCCCCGCGAAGAGAUAGCCAAAAUCUCAGGAAAGCCCCGUGGGGAGAAGAGAUUGCCAAAUAUCAGCUUAUGGUGGAGAGUCUCCAACGGGAAAACAGGCUAGAUAGCUUUGAGAUUGCAUCCUAG